Pseudo-nitzschia multistriata is the source of this 1684-nucleotide messenger RNA. Lineage: Eukaryota; Bacillariophyta; Bacillariophyceae; Bacillariales; Bacillariaceae. The record is from the annotation of a GenBank genome assembly.
CUGCAAAACUUUACUUUCAUUGAUAGGACAAACAAGACCCAACACAAAAACACAACAACAGCUUGAUAUUAUAGCAAAAUGAAGUUUCUUCGUUCCASGCUCUCCUUGCUGGCGAUGGCUGCUCCAUCGCUGGCCUUUGUUCAACCCUCACUGCCGGUCCAGGUAUGUGGUGAUUUGUUUAUUUUGGCUUGYCGGAUGCUAUUUUUUUGGUGUCCUUGUUUCUCUGACACCCAUUCUCAUGUAUCGAAAAUCCAAAACCUGAAACACAAUGCYAUCGAACGAAUCAACAGCGAUCGGCUUCCAUGGGUGCACUGAACAUGGAAGAAGUCAAAAUCGGUAUUUUUGGAGGAGGUACUGUCGGCGGAGGAAUCGUCGAAAUCAUCGAAUCCAAACGAGAACACUUCCAAAAGAUGACCGGAAAGAACCUCAACGUGAAGUCSAUCUGCGUCCGUGAUCUCGAAAAAMCCCGUGACUUUACCGUUCCCGAGGGAUGCAAAAUCACAACCAACUUUGAUGACAUUUUGGGCGACGACUCUCUCGAUAUCAUUGUCGAAGUCAUGGGAGGCACCACCCUUGCCAACGACGUUGUCUGCAAGGCUCUCGAAAACGGUCAGCACGUUGUGACCGCCAACAAGGCCUUGAUUGCCGAMAAAUUGRCCGACAUCGAAGGCUUGAUCAGCAAGGUCAACGAAGGCCGAGAGGGCGACGCCGUUGAAUUCCGUUACGAAGCUGCCGUCUGCGGUGGUAUUCCAAUCAUCCGAUCCCUCCAAUCCGAUGUUGUCGGAGACGAGAUCGAGAUGCUCAGCGGAAUCAUCAAUGGGUGCACUAAUUUCAUGCUUACCGCCAUGGAUGUCCACGGACAAUCCUAUGAUGAAGCCCUGUCGGAGGCUUCUGAUUUGGGAUACGCCGAAGCCGACCCCACCCUCGAUGUCGGUGGUUUCGACGCCCGAUCCAAACUCAAGAUCCUUAUGCGAUUGGCCUACGGUAUCGAUGUGGACGAGGACGACAUCAGCUGCCGUGGAAUCACGGAACUCACCAAGCUCGACUUCCAGUACGCCAAGAUGAUGGGAGGAACCAUCAAACUGGUCGGAGUUGCCAAGUCCGUGUCCGACGGAAAGGUCGCUGCCUUUGUCUCCCCCGCGUACAUUACCCAGAGCGAUUCCUUGUUUUCCGUCAGCGGAGCCACCAACGCGGUCGAAAUCAUCUCGAAAAAUCUGCAAACGACAACAUUGAUCGGACAGGGUGCGGGCCGUUUCCCCACCGCCAACUCGUGCAUCAACGACAUCGUCGCGCUCGCGAAGGGCGACAAGACGCCCCUCCCCUUCAACCCCACCGCGGACAACGUUCAGUUUGUCAACAACUACGAAUCCAACUUUUUCAUCCGCCUGAAAUACAGAGACGCCCUCGGAAUCACGAGACAGGUGGGAGAGGUCUGCGAGAAGUACGGGGUCUCCAUCCAUUCCAUCCUGCAAAACCCCAUCACCAGCCGCGACGACGCCGCCUUUGCCAUCAUCACCGAGAAGGUCCCSAUCUCGAGCGUGAAAAAAUUCUGCGCCGASAUCGAGGAACUCGACUGGUGCCGUGGCCCCUCCUUUUACAUGCCAGUGCUCCGAGAAGACUGGGAAUCCGAUUUGGUCUAAGAGCCAUCGUAGCACAAUAGCAACAAUAAUGCCAAUAUUGUAUG